Messenger RNA from Selaginella moellendorffii, 1287 nucleotides. Its product is annotated as G-type lectin S-receptor-like serine/threonine-protein kinase SD2-5. Gene Ontology annotation, biological process: protein phosphorylation. The transcript has 5 exons. The record is from RefSeq and is a predicted model, not a curated record. The coding region runs from base 1 to 1287 and encodes 428 amino acids. NCBI's taxonomy places the organism in Eukaryota, Viridiplantae, Streptophyta, Lycopodiopsida, Selaginellales, Selaginellaceae. Gene Ontology annotation, molecular function: ATP binding; protein kinase activity.
AUGAGGCUGCGGCAAGCCCAAGCGAAGGAGCAGUUCAUCAUCUCAAGCCAGAGACGCAUGCACCGGAAUGAGGGCUGUCCCGCAGUUGAGGCCUACGGCAAAAGAGUGCUUGGCGCUGCUGGAGCCACAUUAUCGGAACUAUUUACAGAAAGAUUGUUCUUUAUCACAGGACUACAGACCUUGGAUAAAAAAACGGCACUGGCGGCUGCAACAGGGGCUGAGUACGCAACAGCGAUCCAAUACUCUGCAAGAGGAAUCCUGUUAGCAAACGAGGAGGGGAGACACGCACGUUCCUCGCUGGUUUACUGCCCUGCAACGCUGGUACCAAGAGCUGUACCGAGCAAGGGAUUCCAGAGCAAGGUGGGAGAGGGAGGGUUUGGGACUGUGUUCAAGGGGAUGCUGCCCAGCAGAGAGAUUGUGGCGGUCAAGAGGAUUGGCGGUGGAUCGCGGCAGGGGGACAAGCAACUUAAGGCGGAGGUGAUGUGGAUUGGCAGCAUCCAUCACCUCAAUCUCGUAAAGCUGGUUGGAUUUUGCCUGCAGUCUCCCCCCAACGUACUUGUCUACGCCAAUGGCUUGCUGGAUGGAUGGAUUUUUGCCAAGGACAAGUAUCUGCCCUGGGCAACCAGGCUAUCCAUCGUGCUCAACGUCACUCGAAGGCUUGCAUAUCUCCACGAUGGAUGCCACAAGAAGGUACUCCAUCUAGACAUCAAGCCCCAGAACAUCCUCCUGGACGAGAAGAUGAAUGCCAAAAUUGCCGACUUUGGAUUCUCCAAGCUCAUUGACAAGGACAAAACUCAUGUCGUGACAGUCAUGUGGGGCACAGUGGGAUACAUGGCUCCCAAGUGGCUCCACUCUCGUGUCACGGACAAGACGGACGUCUAUAGCUUUGGGAUCGUCCUCCUGGAGCUCAUGUCCUGCAUGAAGGCCGUGGAGUAUCCCUCGGACUCACAGAUGCACGUUGGGUUCCUCGCCCAGACUGCUUUCAACAAGCUCGACAGUGGAAACGCCAUGCACUUGGUGGAUGAUCGGCUGGUCAAAGCCGAGGACGGUGGUGGUUUAUUGAGUGGCUUCGAGAACAUCAUCCGGAUCGGGCUAUGGUGUGCACAGGAGGAUCCUUUGCAGCGACCAACGAUGUCUGUGGUGGUGAAGAUGCUCGAGGGUGCCAUGGAUGUGUUGGCGUUCCCUCAGCUGGAGAGACCCGCUGCACAGGAUUCAUCACUCCUGGUGAGCAGCAGCGAGAGCUCGGGAUUGCAAAUCUCCAUCUCGGUCUCUGACUUGGCUCGCUAA